Trichogramma pretiosum is the source of this 6834-nucleotide messenger RNA. Its product is annotated as putative RNA exonuclease pqe-1. The record is from RefSeq and is a predicted model, not a curated record. The coding region runs from base 1472 to 4408 and encodes 978 amino acids. Lineage: Eukaryota; Metazoa; Arthropoda; Insecta; Hymenoptera; Trichogrammatidae. The transcript is spliced from 9 exons.
GCCUCGCUCGGCGUGUGCGAAAGAGAGAAUGUCCGUGUGUGCGACGUUCGUGUGCUGCUGCGCUUCCCUUUAUAUAAACACGCGUAAUGUACUCUUGUGACGAUUGCAGUACUGUGCGAACAGCAGCAGCAGCAAAGAUAAUAUAAACGGUAUAUGGGCGAUUUUCGUUUAUCGAUAACUGUUUUGUGCAAAAAUUAGACACACGCGCACACAGGCACACGCUCGAUGAUCCGUCCUUUUGGAGCUAGUAAAAAAAGAGAAGAGAUACGACGCAAAGUACUUCAUUAAAAUGAACACAAAUAGUGAGCUCGCGAUGCGACAAAGAGAAAGAGCAAUUACCGCAGUCGCUCGACUGUUCCAUUUGGCUCAUUCGUUCAUUUAAAAAUCGCGAGGAGCAAAAACCAAUUGAUCGAGCAAUUUGAUUCGCACGCUGCACGCGGAGCGGUUGUGUGCUGUGCGGGUCGAGCGAAAAUUUUUUGCGCUUCGCACACUCGUGUGUCAAAGAGCAAAGAGCGUGCAGAAAAAAGAGAGAAGUAGCGAGAGUAGCAGCAGCAGCGAGCUAACUCAACUACACUCUCUGCAGAGUCUGCAAAUGUACGUGUGCCUAUAACAUUCGCGAACUGCCUACGCGUCGUCGUGUAUGUCAGUGCAUAUAGUAGUAGCCGUGUUAGGCAGUACUGCUACCGCUUUAAUACUUUACUUUUAUUGUAUAUAAAAAAAGUUACAGUGGCAGCUAAAACUCCAGCUCGUUUUCGCGAGUGCUUGCUGCUGCUACUGCAAACGUAUACACAGUCACGGACACACCGACGGUCGACGACACACAUUUGCAAUCGCGCGUAUACAUGUAUGCAGCCGAUCAGCAGCUCUGCCUCGUGCGUUCGCGUUUGCUGGUAGCGCAUCGCUUGUACUUCCUCGUCUAUCUCCUUCGAUUGCAAAAUUUAAACAGUGCGAUUGAUAUCCUCGUGUGCACAUCGUGACUGCGACGGAUCAGCAGAGCCUGGCUGCUGCCUGCAGGCACAAGUGCCCUGCUGCCAGCGUCUGUGUGUGCUGCGCUAUCGAGCGAGGCCCGAUGGAUUCGAUAACGAGAGCCUAAACGUCUUCGGCGUUAUUCAAGGAGAGAGAGAGAGAGAUAGAAAGAGUCCAUGGAGAAAAUAGAUCGAGCUCGAUAAAAACACCCAGAAACACGCCGUUCACAGUGCCCGCCGUAUGUGUUUGUGUUGCAAGUGUUUACACACAAGACAAGAGAGAAGCUUACAAGCCUGCGGACACUCGCGCUGCUGCAUGUUUAAUUGUAUAUGUGACAAAAACAGGAGAGAACUAAUUGUAGCGCGUUGAUACUCGACUUUAUAUGUUGUCGUUGUCAACGUAUCAUCAGCAACGACGACCACGAAGGACGAGGAUAAGAUCAGGACGACGACGAGCUCAUAGUCGUCACCGUGGGGCUGAACGUUCACGUACGCGCGACCUGUAGAUGAAACGUAGUCACUCAAAAAUGAGUGAAGGGGCACCACCGAGGACUAAGCGCAACGGCGCUAGGAACUUUAAAAAUCCACCCCAGCCACACAUGUGUAUACAGGACUACAUUCAGGGUUCUCCUAUACCUUGUUACAUAAAUGUUUUGGCAUGGGAUAAAGUGGAUAUGCCUGCUAAUCUUAAUCAACCCCUGCCUCUUUAUGGUGGUAUGAAGUUGACUCCGCCAAGAACGGAGGAUAAAAACACAUGUAUAUUUGCCGUUAUUGCAAAUCCUGAAGUUCUUAAAAUAAGGGGAAAGAAUGCUAAGGACAAAGAGGAUCAAUCAAAUUUAAUAGAAGUUUUAUUAGAUUUUGUUGAGUCGAUGAACAAAGGAAUUGUGUUCAAUCGCCUUUAUCAAAUUUUAAAAGAUCGUGAUAUUACUGGUGAAUUAAAAGAGGUAUGGAUCGCUGUACAAAAUCAGAGAGACCGAGGAACUUUGAUGUCUAUGCAACAAGAAACUUGGGUAGAUGUUGGUCAAUCUCGACCACAAUAUGAGUUAUCUUCAGAGCAGCAGCAACAGCAACAGCAGUCUCAGCAUCAGUUGUUACCACAAGAUGCACAAGAAAUACAAUUGCAGCAGCAGACACAACAGCAGCAACAACAGCAACAGCAACAGCAGCAGCAGCAACAACAGCCACAGCAGCAAACGGUUCAACAACAGCCUCAGCAAAAGCAAUUGCCACAAAUGCAGCAACAAAAUCAAGGGCAACAACAGCAACCUUUAAAUCAAGUGCUACAGCAGACGUCAAAGCAAAUUCAACAACAACCACAAAAUCAACAAUCUCCACUGCAUCAGCCUUUGCAUCAGCAGUUGCAACAUCAGCAAUCUCAACCAAACACAAUUCAAAAACCACACGCCCAACAAGUUCCAUCUUCUCAACCUAUGAUUUCUCAAGCACAGCCUUUACUUCCUCAACCACCACCUCCUCAACCAUUGCUUUCUCAACCGCCUCCUCCUCAACCUUUGCUAUCUCAACCAGCACCCCAGCCAUUGCUACCUCAGCCUCCUCCCCCUCAACCAUUACUAUCUCAACCACCACCCCAACCAUUGCUGUCCCAGCCUCCUCCUCCUCAACCAUUAUUAUCUCAACCACCGCCUCCUCAACCAUUGUUAUCUCAGAUGCCACAGUUGAAUAAGCCACCACCGCCAAUACCGCAGCUUCACAAAGCUCCGCCGCCAAUUCCAAAUCAAAUGCCAAGCAUGGUCGAUUUGAUGCAGAACUCAUACAUGAUGCAGCAGCCACCUCAAUAUCCACAACCCAAUAUGAUGUACAAUCAUCCUCCUCCACCUCCUCCGAAUGAGCAUGCGAGCUACACCGAAAGAUACGCCUACGCCCAAGCGAAUGCUGCGAUGUCUAUGAAUCCCAACGAUCAAGUGUAUCAGCAGAAUCGUAUGCCAAUGGCUUACAACAACACCAACAAUCCGCGCGGUGACGUGGAGGGUUACAAUUAUCGCGAGCGCGGUAGGACGCUGCCGCAGCAGCCUAUGCCAAAGCAGCCGAAUCAACCACCGCCAGUGCCGCAGCAACAGAUACCACCUCCGCCCCCGCCACAGCAACAGAACUGUCCACCUUACACAGCUGCGUCGUAUCACUUUCAAAGGUUACCGCGACAAAUGGUGCCGCAGUACGUCAACGCGAAUGUGGGACCAAAUUAUAGCGGUCAGAAUAGCAGGUACAUGCCGAACAUGUACCAUGAAUACUUUAUCGAACAAAUGGAGCAUUCGCAGCGCAUAAAUCAGCAAGCACCUCCUCAUAGGCCACCUGAGAACCAAAUGCACGUCGAUAUUCACAGAAUGCAACAUCAGCAGGAACAAAUGCACAUAGCUCAACCUAUGCCAGCUCCUUUGUACAAAGGUCCAGCAAUGGGUGUUAUGAAUCAGCCACAGCAACAGCAGCCUCCAAUGAAUACUGGCAAGAGAUUAUACAAUUAUUCGUCGAAGCAACAGCAGCAGGGGCCAUCAAAGGUUGUUGGAGGAAUUAGUCAAAAUAAGAGAUUAAAUAAUUCACCCACGCACUUAAAAACGACAGGAAACUCAGUUAUUCAGGUGGGAGCCCAAACAGAAUCUAAUGACAAUCUUGAAUGUAGCAAUUCUACAGUCAAAGUUCUGCAAAGAGAUACCGCGAAACAAAAUAAAUCGAAUUAUCAAGUUGGUUCACCCGAAAUGAUUUCGAGGCAAGUAGAUAAAAAUGUUGAGGUUAAUAGUAAAAAUCAACAUCAAGUAACGGAUCUUGAUGAGGAAGACGGGAAAAUUAAAGUUAAGAAGCCUACAGAUUCGACGAACGAUGUAACGUCGAAAAAAACUGAAGCCUUAAAAAAUGCUGUCGUUACAAAAGAUAUCCCCGAAAACUCAAAAGAAGCUAAAAAUCUGCCUGUAGAAAAAACCCCAGCGCCACAAUCGUCUUCCGAUUCACACAAGCAAGAAUCAAAAGAAACAAAACACCAACAACAUCAUCAUAAUCAAAAACAAAAAAGAGGUGUGAAGAUUACUAAGUCCUGGAUGAAAGAUAAUAAAAGUCAAAAAAAUGGCGUAAGGACAGAUUUUGAACAAAUGUCUGGCACUGAAAAGAUUCAAGAUGAAGAAAGGCUUCAUAACACGAGUAGCCCAACAAAACGUACUCAAUCUACUGUAAAUAGCAUCAUCAAAAGUGUAUUUAAAAAACACCAAGGGAAUAAUGCUAGUAGUGAUGACUCUGGUACUGGUAGAAAGCAAAAGUCGAACGGACAAGUUAAAGGGAAUGCCAAAAAUCAUACCAAUGACCAUGAAGAGACGCAAGGAUACACGAUUUUGAAAAAGUCGUCAGAAAGUUCAGCAGACGAAAUGGUGAAUGAAAUAGCACAGUUAUCAAUACAAGACUGUAAAGAGACAUCGGAAAUGAAUGGAGUUCAUUCGUGAUGAGCGCAGAGCUAGCCAAUAAUGAAGCUAAUCUACAAAUGUAAACAAAAAAUAACUUUGACGACAGCCCGCUGAUAUAAGCCGAGUAAGAUCCUUGUAAAUAGAAAUACAAUUUGUUAAAAAUGGCUUUAAAAUUUGCAAAUAGUUUUCAAAUAUUGAAAGAAGCAAACUGACGUAAAAAUAGCAUUAAUUAGAUUUCGUGAUAUACAAUUAAGUAAAGCACGUCGCUUAUGCUCUUUCUUCUUCUCGUUCUUUUUUUUUAAGAUUUAAAUUCACAUUUUACCGAAUAGGAUUUGCUGGUGAGGCUGUGACAAUGGUUUAGUAAUUUUUCCAUAAUGGAAAUAAAAUAUUACAAAACAAUAGAUAAGCUAAAUGGACAAAAAAAAGAAUAAAAUAUUUAAACCAUGUUUCAAGUUUAGGGAUCUAAAGCGAAGAAAUUCAGUUAUUGAAAAGUAGUGAGAUUGCUUGACUAAACUAUUUUUAAAUUCAAUUAAAAGUACUCGUCAUUCUUAAAAAUUACGGGCACGAUCCGUCACAUUUCAAAGCUAAAACGCACCAUUAACAUGAUAAGAUAGUACAUAAAAAGUGUUGUUGCGAAUGGUUUGACUCAAUAAAAGUAGGCACGAUAAAUCCUUGACAAAAAGUGCUAAAUAUCGAAAUAAAAUUUUAAUUAAAAAAAAUUAUAGAUAUUGUUAGAAUAUUUGCGUAUAUCGUAGUAUUAAAUUCGUACUUUUUUUGUACAUUUGUAGAAUAGCUUUUAAAAUUUAAUAACGUAAUGUUAAUAUGUAUUUAUUAUUUUUUAAUACAGUUAGCUCUUUUAAACAACUAUUAUCUUUUAAAACUGAUAUACACUAGGUUGAUAUUCACAGAAAUUUACGACAAAUAAAUGAAAAUGAGAUUAUAAAAAUAAUCGAUAUAUUCACAAUAAAUAAAAUUAAUUAAAUUCAUUUCGUACAAUAUUGGUUGUAUUUCUUCAGUGAUGAAUAAUAAAAAUGCAUUGACAAACUACAUUUUACGAAAGUAGCUACAUUAAAAAAAGGUGGAUGAAAUCCCAACAGGCAUAAUUGUCGUGAAAAUAUUGCAAAUUUUAAGAAAAACAAUAAUUUUGAUGCAUUCCAAAAUUGUUAAACCAUUACCUUGGGUGCUUUUACGUUUUUGUACUUUGAAGAUACUCUUGCAUUUGUUGAUUGACCCCAUUCACUAAUAAAUUAGACUUAUUUAUAGCAUUUAAAACGUGAAAAUGAAAUCUUCGUACGAAGUAUAAAAUAACUUUUUGGAUAGCGAUCUUUCCAAAUUUUUAAUAAAAAAGUACAUUUUUAAAUCAAAGUGUACAAACAACGAUCGUUUGAGCAGAUUAAUGUAGAAACCAUUUUUUACAACUUUUAGAAACGUCCUCGAGUAAUCUUAAGAUUGUCCUACAUAAAUAAUUCAUAAUAGCAGAAAAAAAAGAUCGAUAUUAACGAAUACAAGUUGAAAAUAAUAAUUAGAUUUAAAAAUUGUAGAGAAUUUAAAGAAAACGAUGAAACAAUUGUUAAUUGUGUAAGAUGUAUUAUUGAUAUUGCCAAUAUCGAUGGGGAGAAAAAAAUUGUCAUUCCGUAAAUGCUCUCUAUGAUUAACAUUGCUGCCGUACAUCGUCCGCGUGAACAUAAAGUAACGAUUUACAUAAUAAAGCAAAAACUACGGGCACACACUCUAGGACGAAAAAAAAAAGAUUUUGCUACUGUUAUAAGACAUAAAAAAAAACUAUUAAACGACGUUUGUUAAAGUGAAGCUCAAGCCCCUAGAAAAAUUCUUAGAGUUGAUUGAAUCGCUGUAAAAAAUGCUUACCUUUAAAAAUUGUUGAAAUUUUAUUUUUUAAUAUGACUACGAACAUAAUAAAUUUUGGAAAUUGCGAAGGGUAGAGAACUUUUAACUGCAGAAGUAAAUAUGAAGUUUUUUGCUCAGACAAAUAUUAAAUAUGUAUUGACGUACGAGUACUUUAAAAAGACACCCAUGUCUUUUAUUAUUUUUAUUAUUUUUAUUUCUGCUCUAUUUGAAGCUUAAUAAUAACCUUUAUAUUGAUAAAUAAAUUGCCUACAGUCAAAAUUUUGCAAACAAUGGUUUUGACGAUAUUUUUUUACAUGUUCGUUAAAUAUUUUUCUAGUUUAUGUGAUGGAAUAGGAAUGUUAUAGGCAAUCGACUACCGUUCUUUUUCCGGCAAAGCAGCAGCCUUCGUUACUUUACAUAUUUACUUAGUUAUGUUUGAUUGUUAAUUUAUAAUUAUUGUUAAACCAUUGAAUUUUCUGUAAUCGAAUUUUAUAUUGAUUCAUAUUUCGUUCCUUUUUUACCUGCAUAUUUUCAUUAUACAUAUUUUUUAAAUAUUUUAUUGUGUCUAAUACUGUUAUUGUAACGAAAGCAGCUGAUUUUGUGUAAAAAUGAUUUUGUAA